Messenger RNA from Neopelma chrysocephalum (saffron-crested tyrant-manakin), 817 nucleotides. Its product is annotated as DNA primase small subunit-like. The record is from RefSeq and is a predicted model, not a curated record. NCBI's taxonomy places the organism in Eukaryota, Metazoa, Chordata, Aves, Passeriformes, Pipridae. The annotation marks the transcript as partial. The transcript has 4 exons. Gene Ontology annotation, cellular component: alpha DNA polymerase:primase complex. Gene Ontology annotation, biological process: DNA replication, synthesis of primer.
AUGGGGGAUCGAUAUGGGAUGGGAGCAUUGAUACGGGAGGGGGGCAUCGAUACGGGAGGGGGGCAUCGAUACGGGAUGGGGGGAUCAAUACGGGAGGGGGGCAUCGAUACUUGGCGGGGGGUAUCGAUAUGGGAUGGGGGCAUUGAUACGGGAUGGGGGGCAUCGAUACUGGGUGGGGGGCAUCGAUACUGGGUGGGGGGCAUCGAUACUGGGCGGGGGGUAUCGAUAUGGGAUGGGGGCAUCAAUACGGGAUGGGGGGCAUCGAUACUGGGCGGGGGGCACCGACAUUGUGGCGAGGGCAUUGUCACUCCCCCCCAACCCUCCCGCGCCCCCACAGUGGUGAAGAACUACUUCCAGCUGCGGGAAUUCUCCUUCACGCUGCGGGACGACGUGUACGUGCGGUUCCAGUCCUUCGGCAGCCCCCAGGAGCUGGAGCGGGAGCUGCAGAAGAUCAACCCCUACAAGAUCGACAUCGGGGCUGUCUACUCCCACCGGCCCAACCAGCACAACACGGUGCACUUGGGGGCCUUCCAGCCGCAGGAGAAGGAGCUGGUCUUCGACAUCGACAUGACGGACUAUGAUGAUGUCCGGACGUGCUGCAGCUCGGCCGAUAUCUGCUCCAAGUGCUGGACGCUGAUGACCAUCGCCGUCCGCGUCAUCGACCGCGCGCUCACGGAGGACCUGGGCAUGAGGCAUUGCCUGUGGGUGUACUCGGGCCGGAGGGGUGUCCACUGCUGGGUGUGUGAUGACGCGGUGAGGAAAUGGUCCCCAGCGCUGCGGGCGGCCACCGUGGAGUACCUGACCCUGGUGAAGGUGG